Bursaphelenchus xylophilus (pine wood nematode) is the source of this 1712-nucleotide messenger RNA. The record is from the annotation of a GenBank genome assembly. NCBI's taxonomy places the organism in Eukaryota, Metazoa, Nematoda, Chromadorea, Rhabditida, Aphelenchoididae.
AUGGUUGGAGGUACUGUUCCUAUGAUUUUGUUUGUAGUUCUGUUCCUUGGUGAGUUCAACAAUUACACUACUUCUUACAAAGAAAGUACUUUUAAGGGGGUUCCUAGUUUUAGACGGGACGUAAUCUUAAAAAAUACGUAAAAUCAUGCUGAAAGAAUAUGUCCAAAGCAGCAGCCCAGUCGCAGAUUUUAGGGGUGAAAAAUCGAUUGCAAGGUGGCUUAAACUCGUACAUAAACCCCUUUCCGCUCAUUUUUUCACGGUUUUACAAAUUUUAUUUUAGCUUAAAAUGAUAUGUCUUGAGUUUUUAAGGCAUACUAAAAAGACCUUGGCACGAAAAUUUAUUCUCCAGCCCCUUGACUUCAAAAAAUUUGAUUCUGACAACAAGAGGAAUCGAGCCCAACAUCCUGGUUUCUAGACUUCCGCACUAGCCACUCGGCCACACCGCUCCCUUCUGGAGGAGGAGACCGACCACGCUAUAUAUCGCUUGCAAUGUUGCGGCUUUUCCAGGGUAUUUUAGCCUGCUUUUGAGCUUGUUCGACCCUUAAACCCCAAAUUGGGAAACUAAUUUUUACAGAUCUUUUAAAAGUGCUUUCUUUGUGAGUUUAUAUAGUUGCCUUACCAUCAUUUUAUUUUCCAUAUUUUAGUGAACGGAGCCUCGUGCGUUAAGUGCUACGUGUGUAGCAGCGACACUUGCAAAAAGGAUACAUGGAUUCAGAUUGAUUGCAGUAUUGGAUGCGUGAAGCUUGAGGGGUUCGUGUACGCAAAAGCGGGUGGGUUUUUGGUAGUGUUUUUAUUACGUAAAAGUUCCUUAUUCUGGCCACAACUUUUAACUUUUCGGAAACUGAACAGCCCAAACUUGGCGUGCAGGCUCAAUUCAUCGUGGAUUUAGUUUGCGAGGUACCUUCUUUUUUACGUACCACCUUACCCUUCAAAAACAGCUGCAGCCUGUGAUUUUACACUUUAUACGAUGAGACCUGCCCGGAACUAAGCUUAUUGCCUCCGUAUAAAACUAAAUGAGUCGUCAUAAUUCAUAGGUACCCUUAAAGCUAUAGAGCUAUUAUAGUAAAGAUUUGUUGUGGCCAGAAAAAGGAACUUUUUCCUUUUAUUAAAGACGUGAGCUGGGAGCGUCACCAGAGAUAGCUAUGGUCAAAAUUUUGGCUCCGGCUCCGGCUCCGGCUGUCAGCUCCCAGAGCCGGAGCCGAAGCCAAAUUUGCAGCUCCGGCUCCCGGCUCCGAUGAAAAAUUUAAAAAGGUCUUCGGCUCCGAAUCAAGGCUCCCGUGCAAAAAAAUUCUUUUAAAAUAUUUUUCAAAAAAUAAACGUUAUUAGUGCCAGAGAUCAUACACUUGCAGCCAAGUCGUAUGCACACAUCCUUCCCAGUAUUUUUCAAGCAAUUUGGUUUAACAAGAUCAUGAAAUUUUUACUUUUCUCAACACUGAGAUGCCUGGCUCCGACUUUGGGCUCCGGAGCCGUGAUAAUCUCUGGUGGUCAACUGGUUGUUUUCGCUUUAUGUCCUACCUUCUGUGUAAGAAUUUAGUUUACUUUUUGUUUCAGAACCGGAUUACUAUAUGCGAGGCUGUCUACGAUCUCCCCUGGACAAGUGCGAAAUUAAAAGAGAGUUUUUUACAACUCGAAGGAUGGCCCGGACAUUUCGAAAAAACGACCGACCCAGGAUCUUUUGGUAUUUUGCAUGGUUGUUGUACUAUGAUAGCUGA